Molecule: messenger RNA, 775 nt
Organism: Paramuricea clavata
Lineage: Eukaryota; Metazoa; Cnidaria; Anthozoa; Malacalcyonacea; Plexauridae
Source: the annotation of a GenBank genome assembly
AUGUCAACUGUAAACAACAUAUUGUGGGAACAUUCAAAUGAGCUAAAGCAAAUUAAUAAUCCACAUCCAGAUAGUGAAUUAACAGCUUUAAAACGAGAAAAUCUUGAACUCAAAAACCAAAAUAAAGACUUAACCAAUCGAUUAAGUAAUUUGAACUACAGUAUAUCCUUGCUGAUUUGCAAGGGAAAACUAAAGUAACUGAAGACGAAAAAGCCAGCCUAAUUACAUCUGUUCGGCUAUUGUGUAAUGAUUUGGGAAUCAAUCAACCAUCAAACGGCAAUUACCCUUUACAAGAUAAUCGACCACCCGGGAAUAAUAACGAAGCUGAGCGUUAUCAAUUUCGCAAUAACAUUUUAACCCAAAAUAGCCUCAGUGCACAAAGCACGAAAGAAAGAAAUUGUUCAAAGGAAAAAUCUUUGGAUCAUGAUCGAGUUGCAGGACCGGCUGCCCCAACCAAUAACAGUUUCUCCCAUCUGAAGGUAGAGGAAGCCAAUAAUGUUCCUGCUGAAAUAAAUGAAAUAAAUCAAAAUCUAAAUGGUCAUCGACAGAAGGAAAAUCAAUAUGAAAACAAACCAAAUAUCGCCAUCGUUGGAGACUCAAUGAUUAAGAACAUUAACCCUCGUAAACUAUCAAGAAAACGGGUUAAUAAAUUCACGUUUCCAGGCAAAAGAGCGGAGGAAAUUGCAUCUGAAGUAAAGAAUAAUAAUGUUCAGUUACAUCCAACCCAUGUUAUUAUACGCGCCGGGACGAACAAUCUACCAACGUACCGACACAG